Halteromyces radiatus is the source of this 2105-nucleotide messenger RNA. Its product is annotated as ribose 5-phosphate isomerase A-domain-containing protein. NCBI's taxonomy places the organism in Eukaryota, Fungi, Mucoromycota, Mucoromycetes, Mucorales, Cunninghamellaceae. Gene Ontology annotation, biological process: pentose-phosphate shunt, non-oxidative branch; regulation of DNA-templated transcription; D-ribose metabolic process. The transcript is spliced from 10 exons. The record is from RefSeq and is a predicted model, not a curated record. Gene Ontology annotation, molecular function: ribose-5-phosphate isomerase activity; zinc ion binding; DNA-binding transcription factor activity, RNA polymerase II-specific. Gene Ontology annotation, cellular component: intracellular membrane-bounded organelle. The coding region runs from base 56 to 1927 and encodes 623 amino acids.
GUUCUUUUCUCUUUCUUAUGUCGUUUAUUGGCGUAUAUUUUUUAUAUUCGUCCUAAUGGCUAUCGCUUUAUCUCAUCUACCUUCAUCUUUUCCUUUUUCUGAAAAUAGCGAUGAUACUACUGAUUUAAAUACAUCCAAGAAACGACAACUAAAGCCUCAUGUCAAAACUGCUUGUAUCAAUUGUAAAAAAGCUCAUUUAGCUUGCGACCUAUCAAGACCUUGUAAACGUUGUGUCUCUUCUGGGAAAUCAGAGAGUUGUCGUGAUAUUCAACACAAGAAACGAGGACGACCAAAGCGAACGGAUAAACGACAAGCUAUGAAAGCAAUGCUUAGACAAAUACCUUCCUCUUUUAUCAUGACUCGACCUUCUACUGAUAGAGAACAAUUUCAUUCUUCUACGAUGACGAUGUUUUUAUCUAUGGAAUUAUGUUGUGCUCGUGUAUCAGAUGAAUCAUUAGACUUUGUUGGUUUAUAUCCACAAGAAUUCUCACAUCGAUCACUUUAUGACUUUAUUGUACCAAAAGACAUCCAUUUAAUCGCCCGUAUUCAUCGAUCUUUACUUGACAAUGCUACUUUCUGUGAAAAAGGUCCUUUACCAUCAACGCAACGCACAACCGCUGAUUUUUUCACCUCCUUCCUUCCUUAUCAACUGUCCACGAUCGCCAAUGGUUCCAUGACGUUGAAACAAUCCCUUGUCUUUAAAACUUCGGAUCCAUAUCGAUAUCAACGGUUACAAGCUAGAUUUUAUUUGGGUGGUGGCACUGGCGCUGAUUUGUUCAAUCCAACUUCUUUACAACAUUUAUAUAUCGUUUGUGUUCUUGCAAAACCCGAAGAAGAAGAAGAUGAUCCAACCAUCCCUACCUCUCCUCAGGAACAAAUUUCUUUAAGAGAUGUGCAUUUAGUAUCACCAACAAUGAUGGAAAAUCAGUCAUUAUCACCUUUGAAUUCACUUUUGAAUGAUCAUCAAUCUACGGAUACCAUGAUGACACCUGAUACUUUGGACACUUGGACGAAAUCAUCUUCAUCACCAAUCAAAUCAUCCAAUGAUGAUGAUGAUGAUAAUGUACAUAGACAAGAACGACGAAAUGGAAUGAAAUCAUCAUCUCAUAUCCAAACAUCUCAUACUAUGGUUACUCAUCCUUAUCAAGCGUACUAUCAAACCAUGUUAUCCAGUCGAUUAUCAAGUGAAGCUCAAGCAUUUGCCUCCUCCUCCACAGAAAGCAAUCUAUCCUCAAUCAGUAAGACUGCUUACAAGGCAGUGGAUGAUCAUAUUUCACCCGAUGAUAAGGUGAUUGGUAUUGGAUCAGGCUCGACAGUGGUCUACGUAGUGGAAAGGAUCCUGCAAAAACCCGAAUUACGCCAUUUGAUCUAUAUUCCUACUAGUUUCCAAAGUAAACUAUUGAUUAUUGAAGGUGGUUUGAAUCUUGGUAGUAUUGAACAAUAUCCUGUGAUUGAUGUGACCAUUGAUGGUGCUGAUGAAGUGGAUCCUCAAUUAAAUGCUAUCAAGGGAGGUGGAGCUUGUCAAUUCCAAGAAAAGGUUGUAGCUGAAGCAGCCAAGAAAUUCAUCAUUGUUGCUGAUUAUAGAAAGAAAUCAAGUCAUUUAGGUGUUGAGUGGACCAAAGGAGUUCCUAUUGAAGUGGUGCCUAUGGCCUAUAAAAUGGUCAUGCGUCAAUUAGAAACCAAAUUAUCCUUGAAACCCAUCGAAUCCAAACUUCGUAUGGCCAUCAAUAAGGCCGGACCUGUGGUGACGGAUAAUGGAAAUUUUGUUAUUGAUACUCAUUUUGGUCCCAUUCAUGAUCCUUCCAAACUUCUUCAAGAAAUCAAAUUAUUGACUGGUGUCUAUGAGGUUGGUUUGUUCUGUCAAAUGGCUCAAGUCGCUUAUUUUGGUGAAAAUGAUGGUUCCGUUUCUACUUUGGAAGCCAACUAGAUCUAUAUAUAUAUAUAUAUGUUGGAAUAAUAAAAUUAUGAUAUCCCUCUAUGAACCAUUACUAUUAUUUGUUUUGAUGAUAUAUAAUGAUGAUAGUGAUUCUAUGAUGAUGACUCUAGAAAUGAACUUUAUGAUGAUGAAUGAUAAUUUUUCAAGGGUGCCUAGGAUGAUGAUCAAC